GAUAUAUACAACAUCUUCAUUUAGUGCAACAUAGUCACCAGUCCGUAUUCUGUCUGCCGAUGUGUUUAAGAGUGGCUCUAUCAUGAGCUUACACUAGCUUCUCUGAUGUUGGAGCGCGUUACAAGCAGCAAUACUGACCAAUAUGUCUAUCGAUAACAGUGAAGACACAAUCUCAUGCCGAAGCCGCCAGGCUCGGCAGAGGCUCGCUGAUAUCAUCAACUAUCUCACUAACAUCGAGGCCCAGCCCUCGAGUGCACAAGAGGUCAAUAUUUCGUCAUCAAACGUGGAAGAUGUUCUGGGAAAGUUCGAUAUGUGGGCAGGCAAUCUUGGCGCCUUGCGAUCUCCGGAAACCAAACUUUCUCUGGAUCAACGUCUUGCUAUCGACCCUGAAAUCAGAGGCCAGAUCUGUGUAGACUGGGACGAGCUCCUAGAAACACUCGACGAAUUGACGUCUGCGCUUCAGGCGGGAGAUUACGAUAAGCAAGAGGAUGAUUUCAGUCAAGAUUCCCAUGAUGAGGCGGAGGAGAGUGCCAGCGAUGAAGAAAAGAUCUGAGACAACAUCUGCAAAGCAUCUGAUCCGGACGACCCAAACGGAGAAGAAGAUCUGGAGGAAUUGGAUUCGGAAGACGCCAUAAACGAGGCCAAAAUUCUUCUGGAUGUCAUCAACGAGUACCUCAAAUCUUUUUUCCGGGUUGGGAUGCUCAUUCGAAACACCGGCACUCGUAAUCGUUUUGAUCACGCUCUUCAAGUCUCGACUGAUCGCUUUGCAGACUUUGCAGACAUAGACUACCUAAGACACAAGUCACCCAAACUCAGUCGCGUCGGAGAGAAAUGGCUUCUCAAUCGGCUUGGGAACUCCAAUACCAAAAGGAGACAGGUUUUGAAGUACUAUCGGGACCACAAGAAUAGACUGGCCGCCGACGGGGUCCACGACCAGGAUCUUGCACCCACUUUACUCCGGUCAAGUAAAGCAACUACUUUUGUUCCCCAGCCAAGGCAGCAGCAGGAUUUUGACGAGGAUGACAAUGACGACGACGUUAUCUCUUUGGCUAGUGUCUCGACCAUGAGCAGUGCCCUUGCAACACUUAGAUUGCCGCGACUUUCUGAACUUUCGCCAGAGGGUGAUCCAUUCGAAUGUCCAAUCUGCUUCGUUUUGCAAUCUUUCAAAAAAGAAAAAUCUUGGAAGAGCCAUGCAUUCCGAGAUCUCAAAGCCUACACCUGCACUGCAGGCCAGGAGUGCAAAGACCUGCUCUUUAGCGACCGGAAUACUUGGUUCGAGCACGAGCUUCAUUACCACCGCUCCUCCUACAUGUGUUUGAUAUGCUCAGGAGUCUCGUUGCCAACGUAUGAGGACCUUGAGAAGCACUUCCUCCAAAUUCACCCAGAUCUGCCCAGAGACCAGAUCCUUGGCUUUAUCGAGCAGGGCAGACAACCUCUCAAAUACCACAAUGCGCGGGAGUGUCCAUUUUGUGACGAUUGGGCAGAGCAUAUCCUAAUCAAACAGGAUCCUAAAGGAAAGGAUAUCCAGGGGCAAGAGGGCGAAGUCAGGGUCAGUGGAAGCCGUUUCAGGAGACAUGUCGCCGCGCACCUGGAGCAGCUUGCCAUAUUUUCCAUGCCUCGUGCGACAGAAGACCAUAAUAUAGAUGGCGAACAAGCUAGCGGAGCUGGCAGCCCCCGGUCAAGAAUCGACGCUGGGCAGAUGUCUCAAGUCGAUUUGUCCGACACGGAGUCUCCGACAACAGCAGAUGACAAAGACACAUGGGGUGAAAGAAUAGGUGGAGCUGACAGCUCCGGAUCAAUACGCGAAAUCAGGCAAGGCUCUGAGUUCGAUGGUUUAAAUGAGUUAGAUACGGAGCGUAUACAUAGGAUAGCAGUUUGGCUUAAAUCUCCCCCUGUCUUUGAACUAGAUCGUUUAUAUAAGUUUGAUAGCAGAACCAAACAACCCAACGAUGGGUAGCGACAGAUCAGGCGGGCAUGAUCGCUGUACCUACUUCUGCACCAAUAUGGACUGAGGGCGAUCACCACUGGGGAAUGGAUUUUCCAACAAGUGUUGCAG
This is a messenger RNA of Pyricularia grisea, 2056 nucleotides long. RefSeq lists its product as uncharacterized. The record is from RefSeq and is a predicted model, not a curated record. Bases 143 to 553 code for a protein of 136 amino acids. Lineage: Eukaryota; Fungi; Ascomycota; Sordariomycetes; Magnaporthales; Pyriculariaceae. The transcript is spliced from 2 exons.